AUGGCGCGGGACGCUCUUGUUACGGGGUAUGAUGACCCGGUCGCUGAGGGCGAGGGUGAGGCUGAUCGCAGUCAGAAUGAGGCGAAGGAUGAUGCGGCUUUGCUGCAAACUAUGGGUUAUAAGCCGGUUCUUCAUCGAACAUAUACCCUAUUUGAGAACUUUGCAACUACCUUUGCUGCGUUGUACUUCGUUGGUGGCGUGCGUGUCACGUACAGCACUGGUAUCGCUGCUGGUGGAAACUUGGCCUACUGGACUAGUUACUUGGUGACUCUGGUCUUCACCUUUAUCACAGCGGCCGUUGUUGCCGAGGUCUGCUCUGCUUCUCCGUCCGCUGGAUCUAUUUAUCUUUGGGCUGCGGAGGCUGGUGGUCCGACAUUUGGUCGUCUUCUUGGAUUCGUCGUUGCAUGGUGGAGCACGACGGCAUGGACUACUUUCUGUGCUAGUAACACUCAGGCUGCGGCCAACUAUAUGCUUGCUGAAUUAACUGUGUUCAAUGUCGACUUUCCCAAGGACGCUGACAGCGUCAAGUUCCGCGCUGUGCAAUGGAUCUGCACAGAGAUUCUGCUUGCCCUGGCUGCGCUUCUGAACUUCUUGCCUCCUCGUUACUUCAGAUACGUAUUCUGGGUCUCAGCAGGAUUCGUCAUGUUGGAUUUCUUCCUGAACCUCAUCUGGCUGCCCAUUGGAGCUGCUCAAACCUGGGGCUUCCGCACUACCCAUGAAGCUUUCAUGACCACCUACAACGGAACUGGUGCCCCAGAGGGCUGGAACUGGUGUCUUUCUUACCUUGCCACAGCAGGUAUCUUGAUUGGUUUUGAUGCCUCUGGCCACGUUGCCGAAGAGACCAAGAACGCCUCUAUUACCGCUGCCCGUGGUAUUUUCUGGAGUACAGUCGCUAGUGGUAUUGGUGGCUUGGCUACUAUCAUUCUGUUCUUAUUCUGCGCACCUACCAAUGAUGUUCUUAUGAGCUUUGGAUCUCCCCAGCCUUUUGUCCCACUAUACGCUGUGGUUCUGGGCAAGGGUGGACACAUCUUCAUGAACAUCAUUUGCAUCGUCGCUCUAUGGCUGAAUACCGCUAUCGCUAUCAUCGCCGCAUCCCGUCUCGUCUUUGCCGUUGCCCGCGACGGAGUCCUUCCCUUCUCCGGCUGGGUCUCCAAAGUACACAACGGUCAGCCGCGCAACGCCGUCAUCGUAGUCUGGGGCGUUGCAGCUCUCGUCACCUGCACGAUCCUCCCAUCAAACGUGGCUUUCACUUCCCUCGUCUCAGCCGCCGGUGUUCCCAGCGCAGCAGCAUACGGCCUCAUUUGCCUGGGCCGCCUAUUCUGUACCCCGAAGCGGUUCCCCAAGCCCCAAUGGAGUCUUGGUCGUUGGAGCAAGCCUUUCCAGUUCAUUGGUGUCUUCUGGAACGGAUGGGUUGUUGCUGUCCUCUUCUCUCCAUAUGAAUGGCCCGUCACUGGAGCUAACUUGAAUUACGCUCCUAUCAUCAUGGCUGGUGUCACUAUCCUUGCUUUGAUCUCUUACUUCGUCAUGCCGGAGAGUGCCUGGCUUCCAAAUGAUCGUAUCACGCACUUUAUCGAUUCCAAGGGUGCUGUCGAGACGGUAGAGGAAGUUGAGCACCACAGCGAGGCCGAGGCUAGCAACACUCGAUGA
This is a messenger RNA of Penicillium angulare, 1647 nucleotides long. Its product is annotated as putative amino acid permease. The record is from RefSeq and is a predicted model, not a curated record. Gene Ontology annotation, biological process: transmembrane transport. Bases 1 to 1647 code for a protein of 548 amino acids. The transcript has 9 exons. Gene Ontology annotation, cellular component: membrane. Gene Ontology annotation, molecular function: transmembrane transporter activity. Lineage: Eukaryota; Fungi; Ascomycota; Eurotiomycetes; Eurotiales; Aspergillaceae.